Molecule: messenger RNA, 965 nt
Organism: Zea mays
Lineage: Eukaryota; Viridiplantae; Streptophyta; Magnoliopsida; Poales; Poaceae
Product: ZCN11 protein
Exons: 5
Coding region: 165-707 (180 amino acids)
Source: RefSeq, a predicted model, not a curated record
GCUUAUACAUCAUCAUAUAUCUCUCAUAGUCGUCAUCAACCAAACAUGCUUGUCCAUGCCUCUCAUCGUCCUUCCACUAUCAUAUCGCCGGCUAGCUUAUAAAUACUCUCCGGCCGUGACCCCUGCUCACCACCAUCUCCACUAUUGCUAGUAGAUAAGCCGCCAUGGCUGCCCAUGUGGACCCGCUGGUUGUGGGGAGGGUGAUCGGCGACGUGGUGGACUUGUUCGUGCCGACGGUGGCCGUGUCGGCGCGCUUCGGCGCCAAGGACCUCACCAACGGCUGCGAGAUCAAGCCAUCCGUCGCCGCGGCCGCUCCCGCCGUCCUCAUCGCCGGCAGGGCCAACGACCUCUUCACCCUGGUUAUGACUGACCCAGAUGCUCCGAGCCCUAGCGAGCCAACGAUGAGGGAGUUGCUCCACUGGCUGGUGGUUAACAUACCAGGUGGAGCAGAUGCUUCUCAAGGCGGUGAGACGGUGGUGCCGUACGUGGGCCCGCGCCCGCCGGUGGGUAUCCACCGCUACGUGCUGGUGGUGUACCAGCAGAAGGCCCGCGUCACGGCUCCGCCGUCGCUGGCGCCGGCGACGGAGGCGACGCGCGCACGGUUCAGCAACCGCGCCUUCGCCGACCGCCAUGACCUAGGCCUCCCUGUCGCCGCCAUGUUCUUCAACGCGCAGAAGGAGACAGCUAGUCGCCGCCGCCACUACUGAGACAGGCUGAUCGUCGUCCAACGGCAAUUACGUACCCAGCAAAGCUUAAGCCAGCCGCUGCAGUCACUCAUCUCAUCGAGAAGAAGACAAUCUUCCUAGUCGCUGUUCUUGCCAAGUACUAGUACCUUGUUAAUUAUUAUGUAAGCUAAACCCGUGUGCCUGUGAUUAUAUUGGGACGUGUCUCGCUUUAAUACAACCGCUCAACUUGUGGCGUUUAAUUAUUUUAUUUAUUAGAUAUACCAAGGUGUCAUCAAGUCA